AUGAGCGAUCCCGUGCGCGACCAACGCUUCCAGAAAGUGCACAAUGACCCGAGAUUCGCACGCAAUUCGAAGCGCAAGAGCAAACUGCAGAUCGACCGGCGCUUCGCAGGUGCCCUCAAGGACGAGCGAUUUCAGAGCGUACAGGGCAAGUACGACAAAUACGGACGUCGUAUCGAGAAAAAAGACAACGAAUUGAAGAAGUUUUACCGUUUGGACGAGGAGGAGGAGGAGGAAGAAGAAAACGACGAUGAAGGCAAGUCCAAGGCUCCAUCGACCACUAGCUCCGACGACGACAAUGAAGACGCGGACGCCACCGUUUCCAAGAACAGCGAGAAGAUCUCGCGUCUCGACUACCUGAAUCGCAUGGCACGUGGUGAGCUUGAGUCCGGAUCGGACAGCUCUGAUUUCAAUUCAGAGGACAGUGACGAUGAAGAGGUUGGAGCUGUUGCCAAGGAGGAGGAAGAAGACAUCCCCAUGGGAGAUGAGACCAAGCGAUUCGCUGUGCUCAACUGCGACUGGACACGUAUCCGUGCUGUGGAUCUAUUUGCUCUAUGUCAGUCGUUUGCACCUGCCACAGGUGCAGUGCAGAAUGUGACGAUUUAUCCGUCCGAUUUUGGUCUUCAGAAAAUGAAAGAGGAGGAGCAGCAUGGACCUCAAGGUCUCUGGGACGACAAGAACAAAGCAGAGAGCUCUGAGAACGAGGAGAAACUGGAAGCCGUUGAGAAGGAUGACAAGGACAGCACGGAGGAGGACGAGAAGGCUGAAAACACUGCUAGUGAUGACGAAAACAGCGAUGCGGAAGGAGAGGAGGACUACGACUCGGAUGACCCUCUCGGAGUUAAGAAGAGCGUGACGAUUGAAGGCGAAUCCGACGGCUUUGACCGCGAGAAACUGCGCAAGUACGAGCUGCAGAAACUGCGCUAUUACUAUGCCGUUGUGACGUGCGACUCGGUCAAGACAGCCAGCACGAUCUUCGACCAGUGCGACCAGCUCGAGUACGAGACCUCGUCCAACGUUCUCGAUCUCCGCUAUGUGCCGGACGACACGACCUUCUCGAAUCCACCAAAGGAAUCAUGUGACAGCGUCCCUGACCGCUACAAGCCCGCAAUCUUCGCUACACUCGCGCUGCAGCAAACAGAUGUGAAGCUCACGUGGGAGGAGGAUGACGAGCAGCGGCUGGAGCUUCUCACGCGUCCAGCAGACUGGAAAGACGCUCAUGACGAUGACUUCAAGGCGUAUCUGGCCUCUGAUGUGUCGGAUGCCUCUGAAGCUGAGAACGAUAGCGACAGCGAGGGAGAAGAGCAGAAAGAUGCAGCAGCUCCAGACAGCAAGAAAGAGGCCAAGAAUGAAGCCACGAUCAAGAAGCUGCGGAAUCGCUACAGGUCGAUGUUGCUGGGUAGCGAUGCAGAGGAGGAUGACGACAGCGAUGACGCCCCCGAGGGAGGCUUGGGAGCUAGCAGCGAUGACGAGGAAGGAGACGGAGAGAUGGAGAUGUCGUUCACCCCUGGAGCGAGUGACGUAUUGAAGGCCAAGCGACAGAAAGAACUGGAAGCGAACGAGACGCCCUUCGAGCGCUAUACACGUGAGAAGAAGCAGGAGAAGAACCGUAAAUUACACGAGAAGCGCACGCGACAGAAGCAGCUGGAGCGUGAGCAACGUGAAGUGCUCAAGAAAAAAGGUCGUGGCUCCAAGGAGGCGAAUCUUCUGCGUGAGGCUAUCAAUGGUGGCGAUAGUGGCGACGGUGGCGACAGUGACAGUGACGAGGGCGAGCGCAACUUUGACAUGAAGAAGAUCACUAAGAAGGAGAAGGUCAAGUCUCUCAAGGGCAAGCGACGCGCCAAGGAGAUGAAGAAGCUAGCCAAGCAUAAGACCGCUGGAGGACUUCAGGAAGGCUUCGAGUUCGACGCAGCCGAUCCGCGUUUCGGCGCGCUGUAUGCCAAGGGCUCGCAGUUCCAACUGGACCCGACGGACCCCAAGUUCAAGAAGACGGAGGCCACGCAGGCUAUUUUCAAGGAGCGACGGCAACGGUACGACCAAGACGCGACGCAGGACAAGAGUAUUAAGGCAUAUGCGACUGCGACCAGUGUCGAUACCAACAAACACUCGCUGAACGCCAUGGUGGAGAACCUCAAGCGGAAGUCGCAGCAGCAGAGCACAAACAAGACCAAAAGGCACAAAAAGAGCAAGGCUUAA
Messenger RNA from Phytophthora infestans T30-4, 2193 nucleotides. Its product is annotated as pre-rRNA-processing protein ESF1, putative. Gene Ontology annotation, biological process: rRNA processing. NCBI's taxonomy places the organism in Eukaryota, Oomycota, Peronosporomycetes, Peronosporales, Peronosporaceae. The record is from RefSeq and is a predicted model, not a curated record. Gene Ontology annotation, cellular component: nucleus. Gene Ontology annotation, molecular function: RNA binding. The coding region runs from base 1 to 2193 and encodes 730 amino acids. The transcript is spliced from 3 exons.